This is a messenger RNA of Oppiella nova, 419 nucleotides long. The record is from the annotation of a GenBank genome assembly. Lineage: Eukaryota; Metazoa; Arthropoda; Arachnida; Sarcoptiformes; Oppiidae.
AUGCAGAUGCAUAUACCGGUAGUAAUAGAAAUAACACUAUUAUGGCUUUCAAUGAUCUGCUUUCUAUCCAUUGACACCAAAUCUUUGGGAAAGUAUUCAUUAAAAGACGAGUUUAACGACGAAAACAAUGGUUUAGACAACAAUUUAUGGCUCACUUCUAAUCAAAGAAAUGCAAACACAAGACAGAGAAGCGGUCAAAACGAUAUGCCAUUAAAACAGCAAAUCUAUAAUCAUUUGUUUCGAAUGAGACGAAAGUUUCCCGAAAUUGACUCAAAAGGUUUCGACGAAGACGUCUUCGAUGAGGGUUUUGGCGACUUCUCGACGAUGAAGAAAAGGAAAACUCCAUACAAUUCAUAAUAAAACCAUUUGUAUGCCCACUCACUUCACUACCAAAUAUGAUCACAACUCAAUAUACCGAC